Aspergillus pseudotamarii is the source of this 2703-nucleotide messenger RNA. RefSeq names its product putative RNAPII degradation factor Def1. The coding region runs from base 1 to 2703 and encodes 900 amino acids. Lineage: Eukaryota; Fungi; Ascomycota; Eurotiomycetes; Eurotiales; Aspergillaceae. The record is from RefSeq and is a predicted model, not a curated record. The transcript has 2 exons. Gene Ontology annotation, molecular function: ubiquitin binding. Gene Ontology annotation, cellular component: nucleus; cytoplasm.
AUGUCUGAAGCUCAAACGAGGUCGUCUGCCUCUCGUGGCAGGGUAUCCGCUCGCGGCGGUCGCGGUGGCUAUAGCUCCAGAGGUGGUCGAGGUGGCAGCAGAUCUGCAAAGGCAGACAACUCAGAUAGCACACCCGCUACAUUCGAAGACGAAGGAGAAAUUGGUCAGAUGAAGAAGAAAUAUGCAAACACUCUACCCAUGCUAAAGGAAUUGUUCCCUGACUGGACGGACGAGGAUCUCGUCUUUGCGUUGGAGGAUGCAGACGGCGACCUCGAGGAGGCAAUUGAUCGCAUAACUGAAGGUAACGUCUCUCAGUGGGGAGAGGUAAAGAAGAAGACCACAGACCGGAGCCGCCCCAAGCCAAAGGAGGCGCAGAGCACCCCGAUCGAGUCGACUAAUGCUCCUAUUCGAGGAGGCCGUGGACGUGGUGGAUUUGAGAGCCGUGGUGGACGUGCUCGUGGAGAUCGUGGUCGUGGCGGUCGCGGCGGUCGUGCUGGUGCCCACACCAAUGGCAGCCGCCCAGAGAAGCCAGCUGCUCCUACCACAGUAGAGACAGCUACCCCCGAGGUCACCAAGACUGAGAAGCCGGUCGAUGCUGAGCCAGCAGCUCCAGAACCAGCCGACGCGUCGAAGGAGACCCCCAAGGAUGCAUCGAAGGGCACUGGGAUCCCCGAGGGUACCAAGAAGGGUUGGGCAAGUCUGUUUGCAAAACCGGCGCCUCCUCCCCAGCAGAAACCUGCUGCUCCCGCUCCGGUACCAGCCCCAGCUCCCGCUCCCGCUGCUGCGCCCGCCCCUGCGCCCGCCCCCGCUGCCGCUCCUGUUCCCGAGAAGCCUGCUGCCGAACCAGUGCCCGAGCAGACGGAACAGCAGGAGCAGAAAGAGCAGAAGGCGCCUGAACCUGCACCCGUCCCGAUUCCGCCUCCAGUUCCGGUUCCCAUGGAGAAGGCACCUGAACCUGCUAUUCCUCAGCCCCUCGAAAAACCUGCUGUCCCUGCUGCGGCUCCUGAAGUUGCAGCUCCCAAGGAUGAUUUGACCAAGACGAAUCUUGCGCAGAUCCCCGAUGUUUCUCCCCCGGCUCCCACUGCCACCGCAGCUAGCACCAUUGGCAGCGCCCUUGAUGCUAACAAUGCUGCCGCUGCCGCAACACCCACACGACCUGCACCUGCCUACCCCACCAGCGCACUUAAACAGAGUGUUCGUGCUGCUGGUGCCCAGCGCCGUGUAAUGGAACAACAAGAAGCAGUUGUCAUGCCAGGAAACCAUGCUGUCGACAGGGCUGCCGUGCAGUUUGGCAGCAUGGGAUUGAACGGCGAUGCUGCUGACGUCGAUAUUGAUGAGAACCGUGAAGAUGCUGAAACUCGUGCCCAACCCCCUCAACACUCCCCCGUGGCUCCUCGUGCCUCCUUGCCUCCUUCUACUCAGGCCCAGGCCCAGGCAUCGACUGAGAGCCCCGCAGUCUCUCGCCCAGCCCCUGGACUCCCCCCCGUUCCUCAAGCCUCUGCUGCUGACUCUUCCUUCAACGACUUCGCCCGCUACACCGAUGCUCACAAGCCCUAUGACCCUUUCAGCCAGCAGGUGACCCAACCUCAGCCUCAAAUCCAAGAACCAUUCGCCAACCAAGCUCCUGUCCAGCCGACCGUAACUACUGGCAGCGAGUAUUCUCCCUUCUACGCCGUCGACCAGCGUCUCCCUUACAACUACUAUGGCACCUAUGGCCAGUCCCAGGAUGCUACCGUGGCCCAGAGAGCCGCCGCUGGAUUUGGCGUCUCGGGCGCGGAAGUGCAGCCCCAUAUUCCUACUACUCAACCUCCCAGCCGCUACGGCCAUGUUGACGCACCCAACAGUGGUCACAACACUCCCAACCCCACCCUUCCCGGUGCUACUCAGACCCCGACUGCACAGCACAUGCCCGGCCAGGGCGCUCAUACCUACGGAUAUGGAUACCCCUAUUUCUCCAACCCUCACUAUGCUUCGUACAUGAGUCAGAUGAGCGGGCACCAAUAUGGCCGCAAUCGCCCUAUGUAUGAUGAUGCUCGCAGAUACGACGACCACUAUAUGCCUCACACAGCCCAGUAUGGCUAUGGAAGCCAGUAUGGCCCGUAUGGUAAGGCUGGAAUGUACGGUCAGCCUCACGCUUUCUCUUACGACCACUCCUCGUCACCCGCAACUACCGGCAGCUUUGCGCAAGCCAUGCCGGGCCGUGACACCGUCUAUGGCCGUACUGGAUCUGCCCAGCCAUCGGAGAGCCAGCAGUCUGCAGCCGGCUCGAACACCUUCGGAUCGGGCAUGUCUGACGUCUUUGGUCGCUCCCAGGGUGGCUUUGGGCAGAAUCAGCCUAUCUCUCAGCAGCCCCCAGUGACCACUGAGGAAGCCAAGACCUUUGACACCCCGAAGGCCGCUGGACCCAGCCCUUCCCUGGCUCAGGCUAACCGACCUGGCUCCGCAACCAACAGCGUGCCAGGUCAGCCUCAGGCACAAACUGGCCUUCCCCCUCUGCAAGGCCAGCAAGGUCAACAGGGAUUUGGCACCUAUCCUCACCUGAACCCUCAGUAUGGGGGUCUAGGUGGACUUGGUGGACACCAGGGUGCAGCCACUCAAACCCACCACCAGGCUACUGGCUACGGUAACUACGGAGGCGCCGGCUUCGCUAAUUAUUAUGGCAACACCGGCCGCGGUGGCUGGGGAGGCAAUUACGGUCACUAA